GCAGCAGGUGCGAGAGCUCUCGCUGCGUGCGCCCGCCGCGAACUACAAAGCGAAGCUCAUACCCUCUGGGAGUCUUCUCUCGCUUAUACAUUCCGUGGAAGUACAACGUGUUCCUUCUAGUCCUCGCUUUCCGUGGAGAUUCAAGCUGAUCGUUGGCUAACGCAGACGUUUCUGAUUCUCGCGCGCGCACGUGUUAAUUAUUGCAAGAACCCGACCUGCGGUAGAAGACAACUGCAGUCACGCUACGAAAGACGCCUGCAGCAAGUCGUGCCCGUUUCGAUGAUGGAGGCGCCGACACGCAACUGAGCAGAAGUGUCUUUAUGAGGGUCAUGACUAGAAACAUCGGUGACACUCACAUAGAACUGCUGGAGCAACAAGAGAGAGAACCACUGCAGAAUGAAGCAGCCAGCGGCUCAGUCAGUGAGGAACCGCCACCUAGUAGUGGACGAGGACAGGCUCACAGCACCUUCCCCUUUCCACAACUGGACUUCCCUCGACCCAUAGUCACGUACUUCGGGGAGAAUGUGGAGAGACAACGCAGAAGUAAACAUUUCAGGUUGUCCAUACAGUCUCGCAUCUAUAACUUCUUGGAGAGACCCAGCGGGUGGAAAUGUUUUAUCUACCACUUUGUCGUGUUUAUGAUGGUUAUCACCUGUCUCAUAUUCAGCGUUCUCUCAACCAUUGAACAGUACCGCAGCUUUGCCAAUGAAACUCUCUUCUGGAUGGAGAUUGUGCUGGUGUCCUUCUUCGGUGCGGAAUACGUGACAAGGUUAUGGGCUGCUGGCUGCCGCAGCAAGUACAUGCAUCUAAGAGGCAGGCUGAAAUUCGCAUGGCGUCCGAUAUGUAUUAUAGGUGAGCAUGAACUGAUCACUACCUUGUACAUAGGAUUUCUUGGUCUCAUCUUUUCAUCAUAUUUUGUCUACCUGGCCGAGAAAGACGCAGUACCAAGCAAGGAUGGCAAAGCUGACUUUGACAACUAUGCAGAUGCCCUCUGGUGGGGAGUAAUUACCGUAACUACAAUAGGGUACGGUGACACCGUCCCUCAGACGUGGGUAGGGCGCAUCGUUGCCUCGUGUUUCUCCGUUUUUGCUAUAUCAUUCUUCGCAUUGCCCGCGGGCAUUCUGGGCUCAGGCUUUGCACUGAAGGUCCAACAGAAACAACGGCAGAAACACUUUAAUAGGCAAAUUCCCGCUGCUGCUUCUUUGAUACAGUGCUUGUGGAGAUGCCAUGCUUCAGAAAAACGAUUCAAAUCCGAAGCCACGUGGAAAAUCUACCUGCCGGAUCCGGCAAACAAUAGAGGCUACGGUACAAACUCGGCGUACAACAAAAUAGCGAAGCGUGCCAGCAUGCUGAAACGCAGGAUGUCGAAAGCGAAACUGGAUCUGCCCACACAUCUCACGCAGGCUUUCCACGACGGUCUCACACAUCGGAAUAGCUCCGACGAGACCGUGAUUGACCAUUCUGUCGAAGACACGAAACCUAGCUCAGCCAUCGUUGAUCGACUGCACAAGCGUUUCAGCCUGCCGUUUAUACCCAAUCCUUCCUCCGGCACAGACUCGCCUACGCGGAUGCAGCACGCAGACUCGUUCAGCGACGAUAUGGACGAUCUCGACCAGACGCCGCGUGUGCAAUUUCUAACGGACACGCACAAGGCUGCAAUUCGCGUCCUCAGGAAGAUCAAGUAUUUUGCUGCGAGAAAGAAAUUUCAGCAAGCUCGCAAGCCAUACGACGUGCGAGAUGUGAUAGAACAGUACUCUCAGGGUCACCUCAACAUGAUGGUCCGCAUCAAGGAGCUUCAAAGACGCCUGGAUCAGACACUUGGUAAACCUGGAUCCUAUAUUGCACCCGGAGAAAGAGGAAAGCAGAUAAUGACAAUCGGUGCAAGGUUACUCAGAGUUGAAAACCAGGUUAUCAGUAUGGACAAGAAGCUAGACAGGAUCAUAGCAAUGCUUUCUCACCUGGUGGAGAACACAGAGCGACCGGUAAUGAUAGAGGGCCUAUCCGCUCCGUACUCAUCAACAGUGGAUGACGCGUCGACGUCGCCCGCGGCACUGCGGAGGCACAUAUCCUACAAGUGAUUUGUGAUGACAAUCGUUGCGAUGGCAACAGCUCAAUUUCCUCGUGGCUACUGAUAGAGUAGACAUUGCUUAUUCUCCUUGGGUGUCAAGCUUCGCGCGCACCGUACACAACCAACUAUUGGAUCGAUAGAAGAGCAUAUUGAGAACCCAUCGAAAAUUCGCAGGAAAACUUCGAAUGUAGAUAGAUGAGAGACAGGUGGACUGCAUCGAUAUUACGAGAAGCCUUUGUAGUGGAUAAAUGAAGAUGUAAGAUUACUACGUGGCCACUUCAAUAAGAUUGAAGAGAAGCCAGAAGUUGAUCACUUGAUAUAUAUAUAUAUAUAUAUAUAUAUAUAUAUAUAUAUGGGCGAGAGAGACUAUAAUGGGCUAGAGGUCGCAGAGCAAGAUCAAAAUGGCAAAUAUCCUGCGGUGGCAUCCAUUGACUGUUAUGGAAGAAAUAGGUCAACGCGACUACACUGCAAGCGCAUAGAACGCUUGGAAAAUAAAAAUGAUCAUGUUUACUGAAAGGACAGAAGGGAGCAAUAAUGGAAUAUAGUUGUUCGUCUUGUACUUUAUAUUGCGCGAGAUUUAUAACAUCACAGUGCGCACAUUAUACUGAUACCAUGCGAGUUUUCGACAAGAAUUGAGGAAAACUAUACUGAGAGAACAGCUGUAUAUAGUAACAGCAGUACAGACAGGCAGUGCGCGCGUAGGCCUCGGCUACGUCUAAGCCUCUUCCUGCGUUUUCUAUUACUAUUCUAUUCCAUUUCUACCUAUCCACUCAAUUGUAAUGUUUCAAUGUCGCGAGUUGUAUUGUAACCUAAUGUUAGUUGGCUCGAUUUUGUUAAUGAGUUGACCUUCCUGUUGCCACAAUGUGAUGCACAUAGAGACAUUAGUUCUGUAUAUUCACCUCCUUCCACAAUAGUUUAUAUCGUACGUCUUGGAUAUAAAUAAAUGGGCAAAACUUGGGGUAGUUCAAAUCCACGCGAGUGCGAUUUGAUUUUGCAUAAACAUAAACACAAUGAGUCACUAGUUAGUAGCAGUUACUUGGCAUCCACAUAAACAAUGCAUGCACGUGUCGUAGCCACGUAUAAACAUUGUAAAUGAGAAAGAUGACUUGCCUGUUUCAUUUAUUGGCAACUUCUAAUUCUUAUUUAUGGACUAUUUUUGUGAACAUGUACAUAUUCUACUAUUAAAAUUUCCGAAUUUUAUAGUCAUAAA
This is a messenger RNA of Priapulus caudatus, 3278 nucleotides long. RefSeq names its product potassium voltage-gated channel subfamily KQT member 1-like. NCBI's taxonomy places the organism in Eukaryota, Metazoa, Priapulida, Priapulimorpha, Priapulimorphida, Priapulidae. Bases 321 to 2078 code for a protein of 585 amino acids. Gene Ontology annotation, molecular function: voltage-gated potassium channel activity. Gene Ontology annotation, cellular component: voltage-gated potassium channel complex; membrane. The transcript has 14 exons. Gene Ontology annotation, biological process: transmembrane transport; potassium ion transport. The record is from RefSeq and is a predicted model, not a curated record.